GGCCACCCGCGCCCGUGCACACGCCACGCGGGCGGGCGCCGCGCCCUGCCCCGGUCGCGGCCAGGGGCGAUGGCCAGGCCGAGCACGGCCCUCCUCUGCGCUCUCGCUGGGGCGCAGCUCGCGCGGUGCUCCUCCGAGGUGGAGCAGGCGCAGCUGCGCGAGCCACUCCCGCCCGCGGGACAGUGGCCGGCAGGCGGCCAGCAGUGGCCGGCGAGUGGCCAGGGAUGGACAGCCAGUGGCGGGUCUAUGGCUGCGGUUGACGGCGACGGAGGGGAAGAGCGUCGAUAUCUGGAAUCUGACGGAGAAGCAGCCCCAGCCCGCUACCUGACUGAACUCUAUUGUCCAGCGGAGGUUGGCUACAGCAAGAAUUACGACGGGUACACGUACAGAACGCUGACGGGGUUUGCCAGAGACAAUACGGCAACCGACUGCGACGACUCUUAUGCGGCGCUACCGUCUGGCUACGAGCUAGCUCCGUACUCCGAGGACGUGCUCACCAAUGUCGUGAGGCCCUACCCCUGGGGCACGCACCUCAUAUGUUUUCCGGAGUACAACGGCUUCCACACGUCUUACGCCCCCCCGACAAUUACGGGAGCGACUAUCCGACGUGUGAGGUGCUCGUCUCGGGGUCGACCUACAAGGUCAGCGUCUGUUCGGGGGCCGUGCUGGUGCGGCAGUUGUGCGCUCCGACCUCGGCGCCCACACCAGCACCAACGCCGCCACCGACGCUGGCACCGACGCCAGCGCCAACUCCCUCACCAACGCCAGCGCCUAUGUCCGCACCAACAUCAGAGCCGACCCUGGCGCCGACCCCAGCGCCCACGCUGAAGCCUGAGGCGCCGACGGACUCGCCAAGCACGAGCGCCACGAUCGCGUCAACCACGAGCACGCUCCCGGAAGCCACCGCGACCAUGACGACCGCUAUGACGACCACCGCCAGCGCGACCACGACGACCAUAAAGAUGGAGGCAUCAUCGACGUGGGGGAAGGGGAAGGCCGAGAGCACGGCCACGGCCACAUUCACGGCCGCGACCACGGCGACGGAGACAUCCACGACCAUGGUCACGGGCACGGUUCUGGCCACUGCCUCGACCACGGGCAACUCCACGGAGCUGGCAGCGCUGUCGGACAUCGCAAAGGCUGAGGACAUGGCUGCCCUCCAGCUUCUCGCGUCGAACUUGUCGAGCAUAACGACGACGAUCGGCGGAAUAGAGGUCACCGUCGCCAAGGCCAGCGUGGCCGAUGCCGUCGACGGCUUUCUCUCGCUGCCAGGCGUGAGCGCAGCGACGGGCGUGGACAUCAGUCUGCCCACGUCACUGUUCGCCGCACUCGGGGUGGACAGCGCGGUGAUCGUGGCCGCAAACCUGCCCGCGUCGGCCGUGCCCGCGGGCGCAGCGGGCACGACGGUGGAGGGCGCGAUCAGCAUCUCCCUGAAGUCCGGCAGCGACGGCGCAACGCUGUCAGUGACGGGCCUCGUCGAUCCGAUCCUCAUCGACCUGCCGAAUGUGAGCAGCGGCCUCUCGUGCGCCUAUUUCGACGAGGAUGCCAUGGAGUGGACCUCCGAGGGGCUAACCACCGUGCUCGGCCCGGGCAGCACGCUUCGGUGCGCAUCCACGCACCUCACCCUCUUCGGGGCCAUCCUGAAGGGCUUCCUCAGCACGCUCGAGUGCAGCCAGGCCAACCUGCUGUCGGCGGAGGCAUACGAGCAGGUCUGGGCGGGCGACUGGUCGGACUCCUUGGGCUCCGUGCUACUCUACGUCGGGGUAUUUCUGUUCCUCACUAUGCUGCUGACGGCGCACGUGUUUGAUGUCCGGGACGAGAGGGCAGGCCACUGGGGCACCAAGGAGUUCAUUGUUCCCGAGCCGGUUGUUGCCCCCCCGCCCGUCGAGGAGGAGGCCGUCGCGGGUGAGCCCAUAACAUCGGUCGUCAGUGACCGCACCCCGGGGGCCACCGCUGUGUCUCCCGACCGCGCCGUGACGAGAAAGCGAACGGGGUCCACCGUCAUGACCGCGGUGCUGUCGCUCAAGGCCGCGAGCAUUGGCACCCACGAGGGCGCGAAAGAGUCCUGCACGGGCAUGCUGCAGGACACUGUCGUAGAGAUCUUCAGCAGCCUCACCAAGUGCGCCGCUGGCGUCCAGGCAGCGGUGGAGGUGCUCGUGGUCUUCUCGUGGGACCUCCUCAGUGGCAACGUCAGCCUGGCGGACGUCAAGAGGAUGCUGGCCGAGCGGAGCGCGACGCACCAGGUGUGCGCGACGCUGCUCAUGCACGAGGACGACGUGGAGUUCCUGCUCAGCCCAGAGGUCCAGAGGGAGCUGGAGGCACCCGCGCCGGGCGAGCUGGACGACGACGGGGCCCCGCUGCGCACCCUCGCUGGCUCCGCCGCGGAGGCCGGCGGCGACGAGGCCCGGCGGCGGCACGACAUGCUGGCGGAGAUGGUCGACAGGGUCCAGGCGGCCCGGCGGCGCGCCCUGCAGGGGCGCCGCUCGUGGUGCCAUGCGGCCCGCGUGGUGGCGCUCUCCUUCGCCAUCAGCUGCCCCGUCGGGGCGGUGCUCGUGCGCAGCAUCGUCAUGCGGAGGUCCAUGAGGGCGCUGCUGCUCGGCUGCGAGCUGCUGGGGGCCGUGAUGAUCGCCACGCUCUUCUUCGCGGCCUCGGGGGGGGCCCUGGCGAAGGGCGCCCCCAAGGAUCGGGGUGCAACGCGGAGUGCGAGGACGACGACUGCCUGUGGCAGGCCUUUGGGCAGCUGAUCGCCGUCGGGGUGGUCUCCGCGCUCCUGGCGAGCGUCCCGCUGGCGAUCAUACGGCUGGCGCACCAGCGCCACUUUGCGCGAGUGCCCGCGGAGGGGAGCCGUGAGUGGAAGCUGCAGAGGUGGCGCAGGCGGGACGCCUUCAUCUACGUGGUGGGUACGCUGUACAGCCUGUUCGCCAUCAACUACGUCGUCCUCUUUUUCGCGAACGUCUCCACGGAGGAAGGGACCAGCUGGACCUGGUCAGCUCCGCUGGCGUCUCCUUCGCUCAGGAUCUCGUCCUCGGCCCGGCGCUGUGGUCCCUGGCGGCGGUGGGCGCGGCGCUGUGCCUGUGAGAAGCUGCCUUCUCCUCCUCCUGAUCCUCCGCUUCCUCCUUUUCCACUCGCCUCUCCCGUUCUUCGGCAGACCAUGGCACGCCGUCCUACUCCUGCUCCUCGGGCCAACUGUUUCGAGGAAGUCGCACGGACUUUUUUGUUGUUGCCCCAGGUCCUAUUCCCCUAUUAGCUCCCGUGCUCGCGCACGCCUGUCACCCAUCGUUGGAUCGCCCUCUGCGGCGCUGACAGCUCGCUCCUUCGUUCCGCCAGCUACUUGUUUCUGCUCGCCACGCCCGGCCAGCCCGUGCCCUCGCUCUCUUUAUGUGCGCCCGCGGGCGCGCCGGGGGUGCGCAGGCCUCUGCCAAGCCACACGCGCAGGCGGGGGCCUGCUGGUCCACCACAACCCCCCUCCCGAGCCUCCUCCGCCACCCUCGGCUGCACGUAAGAGUGACCCUUCUUUGGACGGGGC
Prorocentrum cordatum is the source of this 3526-nucleotide messenger RNA. Lineage: Eukaryota; Dinophyceae; Prorocentrales; Prorocentraceae. The record is from the annotation of a GenBank genome assembly.